ACAGGGUCAAACUUUCCGGUAAGCUACAUUUUUCUUUUUUAGCAGAAAAAUAAUCUUUUUGGGAGAGAAGGCUGAACAAUGUCUUUGAUUGAUGGGGUGGUAGUUGUCUGCUUGAACCAACAUGCAUCUACGAUAGCAGCUGGAUGGAUGUCACCCUUCUCCCACCUGGCACCUUCCAGUUGCCUUGAGUUUUUAACUCUCAGAAUUCUAAGUCAGCAUGUCAGAAAGUGCAAAUCCAACACACCUCCAGUAUCUAGAAGCUGCCAGCUGGAGAAAAUCUUCCCAAAUCAUGCCUAGAAUAUACAAGGGUUAUCAUUUUGAGAAGCAAAUAGCCCAACUGUCUCUAUGCGCCUUUUGUGAAAGCAACCGCUUUUUGGCAUUGUUUGCAAAACUUGAGUCAUAGAAACCUGACAAGCUACUUGGGGUGUCUUUGUGAUUAGAGGAAUGCUAACAAGUGUAAGAAGAAACUGCAAACCAUAGCCUCACCAAGCUUAGUUAUUAGCUAAUGGUGGGAGGGGCACUGGGGGCUUUAUUGAGCUCCUUAUCAGAGAAAUAAACAACUUCUUCGAAGUUAUUUCUUUGUGGGAGGGAUUUAAAACCUUAUAAAGUUUCUGAUUUUUUCAAUUUUUUUAGUGUGGAUCUCCUUUAUUCCAUGUUGUCAUUUAUCUUGAAAUUGUAGCAUGGAAACCAGACAAUGAUAUGGUUCCCAGUCUGCCCUAGAUUGCCAAGGUCUUUAAGAUUUGGAGAUACCUAUAGGAGACCCCCACACACGGUCGAUAUGAUCAAAAUGACUGUCAAAGCAACCAGAAUGUCAUGCAUUACCCCAAAUGUUUAUACUAAAGUGCCUGAUGGAGGAUGGGGAUGGAUUGUGGCAUUCGCUUUCUUCUUUGUGGAGGCCUUGACAUAUGGCAUUAUCAAGUCCUUUGGAGUCUUUUUUACUGACUUAGUGGAAUGUUUUAAUGAAAGCAACAGCAGGAUAUCAUGGAUAAUCUCAAUAUGUGUAUUUGUACUUACGUUUACAGCUCCUCUUUCUACAAUUGUAGCUAAUCGUUUUGGUCAUCGUCUGGUAGUGAUGAUUGGAGGGCUACUGGUCUGUAGUGGAAUGGUUGCCGCUUCAUUUGCACAUACACUGGUUGAAAUGUACAUCUCAAUUGGCAUAGUAUCGGGUUUAGGAUACUGUUUUGCCUUUCUUCCAACUGUUACCAUUCUCUCUCAGUACUUUGACAAAAAGCGCUCAUUGGUCACUGCCGUGGCUUCUACAGGAGAAUGCUUUGCUGUUUUUUCUUUUGCACCAGCUAUCACUGCUUCAAAGGAAUACUUUGGUUGGCGAGCCAGCCUCUUGUUUGUUGGUCUACUGCAGCUUGGAAUUGUUGCCUGUGGAUUGCUGCUGCGACCCAUCACAAUCAUAGCACAAGAAGUAGUGAAAGUAUCACCAGUUGAACAGCAAAGAGAGACAAAGUACAUGCUUGAAAAUGAACAGACACACACCUCAAUAGACUCCAUUGACUCGGGAGUAGAAAUAACUACCUCACCUCACAACAUACCUAGAGAUGCCAACUUGGAACUUAAAAGUGAAGAACCAAAGGAAAACACAGAGAUGUUCAUAGCCAGUAGUAGCAUUUCUACCAAGGAACCCAAACCCAAACUCCUAGACUUCUCUGUGUUGAAAGACUACGGCUUUAUAUGUUAUGCACUUUUUGGUCUAUUUGCUACCUUGGGGUUCUUUGCUCCCUCGCUAUACAUAAUUCCUCUCAGCAUGAGCCUUGGCAUCAGCAAGGACCACUCUGCUUACAUUCUCUCAGCGAUGGCAAUCGCUGAGGUCUUUGGUAGAAUUGGCGCUGGCUGGGUCCUCAACAGAAAGCCCAUCAGAAAAAUUUACAUUGAACUCAUUUGUGUCAUUCUGCUGGAUGUUGCCCUUUUUGCCUUCCCUUUCACCUACGAUUUUUGGGGGCUAAUGAUGUGUAGCAUUUUCUUUGGAUUCAUGCUCGGGACGGUAGCAGGCACACACAUUCCCAUGCUGGCUGAAGACGAUGUUGUUGGCAUUGACAGGAUAGCAUCUGCUGCAGGGGUCUACGUAUUUAUUCAAAGCUUAUCAGGGUUGGCUGGACCACCCCUUGCAGGUGUACUAGUGGAUACCACAAAAAAUUACAGAUCUGCAUUCUAUUCCUGUGCUGCUGGAAUGCUGCUGGCUGCUGUAUUCCUUUCAUUGGUGAGGCCUUGCAAAAAUUUAACAUGUCAAAGAAACAAACGAUCAAUACAAAAGAAUGUCUCAGAGUCACUGCAGCACGUACCGGAUGAUUUUAUAGAAAUUGAUUUUGGGAAAACGGAAGGUUCUGUAAAGAGCUGUGAUAGCAUAGCUUGAAUUUUAAAACAUAUUAUUUAGAGAUUGGGGAAAAAUAAGUCAGCUCAAGUCCACCUUUUAAAAACUAACACAUUAAAGGGAAUGCAACACAAUAAAGGUGAACAUGUUAGCGGUCCUUUUAUAAAGACUGGUUAAUAUUAUCUACUAUUUGAAAACACCUGGCAUGUGAAGUUCCAUUGAUUUGCCAUGCCCGCACUCCUACCGAGCAUGAAGUUGUGAUCCAAAUGUUCUUAUUAAUGGGAAGCAGGCAAAGCAUAAUAUUUCAAUUCCAAAUCAUAGUGAAGAAGCAAGAUGUUAUGCUAAAGAAGAAUCAGCUAUGGCUUAUCCGAUUAAAAGCUAAAGUUUGCCAUGUUUUUUUUUAAUUGCCUGGGAGAAUCUCACACCAGAAAUGUACCUCUCUUAAUUAACAACACAGGAAUAGUGCCACAAAAAAAACCCCUAAUUUGAUGAAACAGUCUUGAGAUGUUUCUUUUCAUCAAAUAACUAUAACUGCUCUGUGUUUUAAUUUUGGAGAAGAGGUGUUAAAUUUAUACUCGGAACAGAUAGCCAAUUCUUGUCCUGUUCAGCCUGACUUGAAUUGGAAUCCAGCAACACAUGGGAAGGAGUUAACUUUUUUUACUCACUAGAGAAUUAACGAGUAGCUUUUGUGUGCUUUUUUUUUUUUUAAAGUUGGUUAAACUCCACAAAAGUUUGGAGGUUACCAGUUCUAUUUUAGGGCCAGUUAGUAUAGCUCUUUCAUAACAGUAUUACCUUAAAAUGCAGAUAAAAAUUAUUGCCUAAUCUUAAGUAUGAUUAUUUAUAUAUUGUGCUGUUUUUUUUUCAAAAUUCACUACUGAAUGUGCAUAAAUUUGCAACCUUGGUGAGACUUGCUUUUUGAGUAUCGUAGGUAUAAUCACAAUAUCAAGCACAGAAUUUCCGAUUGUCCGGGAAUAGGAUUGUACUUUUAAAGACUUACUUGCCUUUUAACAUUCAGGCAAAUCACUGAUUCUAGCAGUUUUAAUUUUUAAAAAAAGUUAUUUAUUUUUAUUUUGUGAUUAACUGUUACUUAAAACAAACAUUUGCCCCAAACUCUUUCCAAGUCUCCUUGAGGCACUUCUAGUAUGCAGCUUUUUAGAGGAGUAGAUAAUAGUGCACCCGCCUAUUUUUAUGGUUACAGAAGUCUUGCAAGCCUUUUAAAGAAAUGAAACACAGAUACUGCAUGCUGUUUUGGAGUUCAUAGAUUGAAACGACAGGACUAUAGGCUUAGUUAAUAAGACUUUAGUUAAUAAAGACUUUGAGAGUCUGCUCUGAUGUUACGGAGGCUGUGGUUUAAAUCCAGUAAAACAUUUCAAGCAUGUAUGGAAUUGUAUUAAGAUUGUUUCAGUAUAGUCCUCGACUUACAACUGCAACUGAGCCCAACAUUUCUGUUGUUGAGACAUUUGUUAAGUGCAUUUUGCCCCAGUUUAUCACCUUUCUUGCCGCAGUUGUUAAGUGAAUGGCUGCAGUUG
This is a messenger RNA of Crotalus tigris (Tiger rattlesnake), 3849 nucleotides long. It is a transcript of the gene SLC16A6, whose product is annotated as solute carrier family 16 member 6. Lineage: Eukaryota; Metazoa; Chordata; Lepidosauria; Squamata; Viperidae. The record is from RefSeq and is a predicted model, not a curated record. Gene Ontology annotation, molecular function: monocarboxylic acid transmembrane transporter activity. Bases 695 to 2362 code for a protein of 555 amino acids. Gene Ontology annotation, biological process: monocarboxylic acid transport; transmembrane transport. The transcript is spliced from 6 exons.